AUGACCUCCAACCAUUUCACCUCCCAGCCGGAAGUCAGUCCACCUUUUCGUUCGCCGGAAGAUCCAGUGAAGAGGACAGAUCCGCGUACAGAAAGCACCGGCAGCGUGUCGGUGACCUCGCCUGAGAAGAAAAGAAAACAGAGAAGGAAGAUGUCGAAUUCCGUUGAGGUUGGGAGCUCGAAAUCGAAGCAAGGAGAAGCAAAGUGGUCUGCAGAGAAUGAAUAUCGGCUAAUAUCAUUGAUGCUGGACCAAAUUAUCCUGGGCAAUUGCACAGGCCAGAAAUUCAAAACAUGUCAUUGGAUGGAAAUCCAGAAACAACUGAACAACGCGUGUGGUCCGGAACAGGCAUAUGAGAUAACACAAAUCACGAGUAAGCAUGACCGUUUGAAAGUGCAGUGGCGUCGGUUCCACACAAUGCUUACUACAGAAACCGGCUUUGGUUGGGAAUCUUCGACAGGGAAGAUCACUGGUGGCGAAGAUGUUUGGGGCAGGUGGAUCACAGGUCAUCCAAAGGACGGGGAGAUGAAGAAAAAAGUUUGCUUGCACUACCGCGAGCUUACCACUAUUUUCCUUGGGACAACUGCAACUGGCAGCAGAGCACGGGCAUCUACCCAAACUCCUGAGGGAAUGUGCACGGGUCGGAGAAUGAAGUCGCCUAUAACUCCCACUUACUUGUUCCCUGAUGAGUUGAGUGACGAGCCAAUGAACUCCCCAGAGGGUAAUAGGGCGAUCCGUCGGCGUAAAGGGGCCACUUCCACCUUCGACACGGCCAUGAAUUCCAUAACAGAAACAAGCCGCAUUAUCCAACAACACGCUCAGCCGGAAGCAGAUCAAGUGAACCUCCAAAAAGCUUUGAGAGAGUUGGAGUCCAUGUCUAAUGUCCCUGUGCCAGUGAGGAAGGUAGCAUGGAAGAAGUUUCGGGACCCGAUGAGCUUGUACACGUUUCUUGGCCUCGAAAUGGAAGAAAACAAACGUGCGCUUCUAGACAUGUGGAUGGAUGACGGGGCAUUUUAG
Messenger RNA from Striga hermonthica, 1014 nucleotides. The record is from the annotation of a GenBank genome assembly. Lineage: Eukaryota; Viridiplantae; Streptophyta; Magnoliopsida; Lamiales; Orobanchaceae.